GGGUGGCUGAGAGGUGAGAAUACAGCAUUCAUCAAAAACCCCACCAAUGCUCUAAGCUCCGGAGCCAUCAGCCAUGGCCUCCAUCUCCCUCCUCACUACUACUGCGCCACCUCUCUUCCUCCCAAUUCCCUCGCCUUCCGCUUCUCCCAUCAGGAUUUCGCAUUCGCUUCCACUCCACCACCACAAGAAGCUCCGCACGCGCCUAACACUCCACGCUUCUGCAGUUUCCGCACCCUCGCUGCCCAAACCCGAUGAUCUCGUCAAUGCUCUUCUUUCUAAGGUUGUGCAAACAGAUAGAGGAGUUUUGUUGACCACAGAAGAGCAUGGAAAGGUGGCUGAGAUGGCUAGUGAUUUGGAGAGCUUCUGUGUUGAUGAACCUGUUAAGUGCCCUCUAAUAUUUGGAGAAUGGGAUGUAGUCUACUGCUCAAAUCCCACAUCACCAGGCGGUCUCUAUAGGAGUGCAAUUGGUCGCCUUUUCUUCAAAACCAAAGAAAUGAUUCAGGUUCUUGAAGCCCCUGACACCGUGAGAAACAAAGUCUCGUUCUCUCUUUUUGGAUUCCUUGAUGGAGAAGUUUCUUUGAAAGGGAAAUUGAAUGUUCUUGAUGAAAAAUGGAUUCAAGUGGUGUUCGAGUCACCCGAAAUUAAGAUAGGUGGGUUAGAAACGCGAUAUGGUGGCGAGAGUGAAGUUAAACUGGAGAUCAUAUACAUUGAUGAGAAGAUGAGGCUGGGAAAGGGCUCUAGAGGUUCAUUAUUUGUUUUCCAGCGACGAGGUACCUUUUAAAUCUUCAUAUUGUACAAGUAAACCCUUGUAUUGUAUGUACAACAAACUUAUCCAAGAAAAAUCAUUAUAUAGUUUUCUAGCUUAUACAUUUUGUGGUGAUAGUUACAUGAACCCUUUUAAUAUAAUGAUGUUCAAGUUUCUAAUA
Ipomoea triloba (trilobed morning glory) is the source of this 926-nucleotide messenger RNA. RefSeq names its product probable plastid-lipid-associated protein 8, chloroplastic. The coding region runs from base 74 to 781 and encodes 235 amino acids. The record is from RefSeq and is a predicted model, not a curated record. NCBI's taxonomy places the organism in Eukaryota, Viridiplantae, Streptophyta, Magnoliopsida, Solanales, Convolvulaceae. The transcript is spliced from 4 exons.